AUGGAUCGUGCUCGUGGAUUGUGCCAGUGGAUUGUUCCCGUGGAUUGUUCCCGUGGAUUAUUCCCGUGGAUUAUUCCCGUGGAUCAUGCUCGUGGAUCGUCCCAGGGGAUUGUUACCGUGGAUUAUUCCCGUGGAUCAUGCUCGUGGAUCCUGCUCGUGGAUCGUGCUCGUGAAUCGUGCCAGUGGAUCGUGCUCGUGGAUCGUGCUCAUGGAUCGUGCUCGUGGAUCGUGCCCGUGGAUCGUGCCAGUGGAUUGUUCCCGUGGAUUUUUCCCGUGGAUCAUGCUCGUGGAUCGUGCCCGUGGAUCAACAACUAA
Molecule: messenger RNA, 315 nt
Organism: Anisakis simplex (herring worm)
Lineage: Eukaryota; Metazoa; Nematoda; Chromadorea; Rhabditida; Anisakidae
Source: the annotation of a GenBank genome assembly